AUGAGACUGAAGACUUCACUUUUAAAGGAACCAAAACAUAAAGAAUUAGUUAGCUGUGUGGGAUGGACUACAGCUGAUGAGCUAUAUUCCUGCAGUGAUGAUCACCAAAUUGUGAAAUGGAACCUUUUAACUAGUGAGACUACUCGAGUAGUGAAACUUCCAGAUGAUAUUUAUCCCAUAGAUCUUCACUGGUUUCCCAGAAGUACAGGUGGGAAGAAGCAGUCCCAUGCCGAGAGCUUUGUUCUAACAAGUUCUGAUGGGAAGUUCCACUUGAUUUCAAAAUUAGGAAGAGUAGAGAAAAGUGUAGAAGCACACUGUGGAGCUGUACUUGCAGGAAGGUGGAAUUACGAAGGAACAGCGCUGGUUACAGUUGGUGAAGAUGGCCAAGUGAAAAUCUGGUCUAAAAGUGGAAUGCUGAGAUCCACUUUAGCUCAACAAGGAACACCAGUGUACUCAGUGGCCUGGGGACCUGAUUCUGAAAAAGUUCUCUAUACUUCAGGGAAGCAGCUGAUUAUUAAACCUCUUCAGCCAAAUGCUAAAGUUCUGCAGUGGAAAGCCCAUGAUGGACUUAUUUUAAAAACUGACUGGAACUCAGUUAACGAUCUUAUUCUUUCUGCAGGUGAAGAUUGUAAAUAUAAGGUUUGGGACAGUUAUGGACGUCUACUGUACAGCUCACAGCCCCAUGAAUAUCCUAUAACAUCUGUUUCCUGGGCUGUGGAUGGAGAAUUAUUUGCUGUGGGGUCUUUUCAUACUUUGCGUCUAUGCGAUAAAACUGGGUGGUCUUAUGCUUUAGAGAAGCCGAACACUGGCAGCAUAUUUAAUAUUGCUUGGUCUAUUGAUGGCACUCAACUAGCCGGAGCAUGUGGAAAUGGACAUGUAAUUUUUGCCCAUGUUGUGGAGCAACGCUGGGAGUGGAAGAACUUUGAAAUAACAUUAAUCAAGAGGAGAACCAUGGAGGUGCACAAUGUUCUUAAUGAUGCGGUAGAUUUGUUGGAAUUCCGCGACAGGGUUAUUAAGGCCUCUUUGAACUACGGGCAUUUGGUAGUUUCAACUUCUCUUCAGUGUUACGUGUUUUCUACAAAGAACUGGAAUACACCACUGAUCUUUGACCUGAAGGAAGGAACAGUUAGUUUGAUUCUACAAGCGGAAAGGCAUUUUCUUCUUGUAGAUGGUGGAGGACUUUAUUUAUAUUCAUAUGAAGGAAGAUUAAUUUCCUCUCCAAAAUUUCCAGGAAUGAGGACAGACAUUUUAAAUGCCCAGACAGUAUCUCUGAGUAAUGAUACUCUAGCAGUAAAAGACAAAGCUGAUGAAAAGGUUAUCUACAUAUUUGAAGCUUUAUCUGGAAAGCCAUUGGGUGAUGGAAAGCCUCUAACCCAUAAGAUGGAAAUUGUGGAGAUUGCUUUGGACCAGAAAGGACUUACAAGUGAGAGAAAAAUAGCUUUUAUUGAUAAGAACAGAGAUCUUUACAUUACUUCGGUUAAACAGUUUGGAAAAGAACAGAAGAUUGUCAAAAUAGGGACAAUGGUUCAAACUUUGGCUUGGAAUGACGCGUCUAACAUUCUUUGUGGGAUGCAAGAUACCCGUUUUACAGUCUGGUACUACCCCAACACAGUCUAUGUAGAUAAAGAUCUUUUGCCAAAAACUCUAUAUGAAAAAGAUGCAAGUGAAUUUAGCAAAAAUCCCCAGAUUGUAUGUUUUGUAGGAAAUCAAAUAACAAUUAGAAGAGCAGAUGGUUCACUUAUUCAUCUCAAUAUUUCACCUUAUCCUGCAAUUCUUCAUGAAUAUGUUAGUAGUUCUAAAUGGGAAGAUGCUGUCAGACUGUGUCGCUUUGUCAAGGAUCAAACUAUGUGGGCAUGUUUAGCUGCUAUGGCGGUUGCCAACAAAGACAUGGCUACAGCAGAAAUUGCCUAUGCAUCAAUUGGUGAGAUUGACAAAGUUCAGUAUAUCAAUUCCAUCAAAGAUCUUCCAUCAAAAGAGUCAAGGAUGGCCCAUAUACUGCUGUUCAGUGGAAACACCCAAGAAGCUGAAACCCUGCUUCUUCAAACAGGCCUUAUUUAUCAAGCUAUUCAAGUCAACAUUAAUCUUUACAAUUGGGAUAGGGCCCUAGAACUAGCAGUAAAGCACAAGACACAUGUUGACACAGUCCUGGCUUAUCGACAGAAGUUCCUAGAGGAUUUUGGUAAAAAAGAAACGAACAAAAGAUUUUUGCAAUAUGCAGAAGGUCUUGAAGUUGAUUGGAAUAAAAUCAAGGCCAAAAUAGAGAUGGAAAUUGCUAAAGAAAGAGAACGAGCAGCAGCCAGUCCCGCAGUGAGAGCUAGUGUAACUGUACAGCAGUAACUGUCCUGUUGGUCACAUUAAGAAAUGCUUCUGGAAUAUUUUGUACUGGCAUAUUUUGACAAACAUUAAAAAAACCGCAGCAAACAUUUUGUUGGGAACAAGAGUGAGAAUUGGUAUAGUUCUUGUUAAUU
Cariama cristata (Red-legged seriema) is the source of this 2468-nucleotide messenger RNA. It is a transcript of the gene IFT80, whose product is annotated as intraflagellar transport 80. Gene Ontology annotation, biological process: cilium assembly. The record is from RefSeq and is a predicted model, not a curated record. The transcript is spliced from 19 exons. Gene Ontology annotation, cellular component: centrosome; intraciliary transport particle B; cilium. Gene Ontology annotation, molecular function: protein binding. The coding region runs from base 1 to 2337 and encodes 778 amino acids. NCBI's taxonomy places the organism in Eukaryota, Metazoa, Chordata, Aves, Cariamiformes, Cariamidae.